This is a messenger RNA of Kwoniella shivajii, 3744 nucleotides long. RefSeq lists its product as uncharacterized. Bases 1 to 3744 code for a protein of 1247 amino acids. Gene Ontology annotation, biological process: regulation of DNA-templated transcription. Gene Ontology annotation, cellular component: nucleolus. NCBI's taxonomy places the organism in Eukaryota, Fungi, Basidiomycota, Tremellomycetes, Tremellales, Cryptococcaceae. The transcript is spliced from 11 exons. The record is from RefSeq and is a predicted model, not a curated record. Gene Ontology annotation, molecular function: transcription factor binding; rDNA binding.
AUGGCAUCUAACAUCUUACCUUUAUUCUGGCCAUUGGCUAAUUCAAGUAAAGAUGCAAGAUUAACAGCUUCAGCAUCAUUGGUAUCAAAUCUUGAAAAUUUCCAACAAUCAUUCGUAUCUUCAAAACCCACCACUUCAUCAGAAGAGAAAUCAGACGAUGACGAAGAUGAUGAUGAUGAUGAUGAUGAUGAUGACGAUGACGAAUCAGGGAUGGAAGUGGAUGCGUCAGAUGAAGAAGAGGAUGAUAUUGAAAAAAGGAGGGAAGCUGAAAAAUUAGAUAAACGAUUAAGCAAAGAUAAUUCUGAAGAUGUAGUUUAUUGUGUCAAGAGAUUGAUCAGAGGUUUGGGUAGUUCAAGAGAAAGUAGUAGACUUGGAUUCGCAGUAACUUUGACUGAGCUUUUAUCACGUAUACGAACAGUCACUGUAUCUCAAGUAUUAUCACUACUCAUUCGAAACUCAAGAUUUUCCCAAGGGAUGAAAGGAUCAGAAGAAAGAGAUAUGAUGUUUGCCAGAUUAUUCGGAUUAACGUCUAUAAUUCAAUCGAAAUCGUUAUACAACAACACAGCUACAUCUAAAGAUUUCGAAAGAGUAGUGGAUGAAUUGAUCAAAUUGGGUGAAGCGAAAGCUUGGAUGAGAGAAAGUGCUUGGUGGACUUUAGUUGGUGCUAUUCGAUCUUUGAUUGAAAGUAAAGUAGAAUGGAAAAAUCAAGCUCUGAAACAAACUAUCGAAAAUGUCUUACAAGGUAAAUCUUGGAAUUCAGAGAAGGUUGCUUUGGUUUUAUUACUUGAGAAUAAAGUUGAAGAUAUUGAUUGGAAAUCAUACCUUGCACCAACUUUCAAACAUACCCCUCUACUCAAUUCUCACAAUCUCGUCACUCUGGGUCGAGUAUUAAAGGAAGCAUCCGCCGAAGAUGACGACAGCGUCUCCACAUCGACCAGUGGCACCUGGAAACCUCAAUUGCAUUUCGUAUGGAAUAUCGUUCUCGAGCAUUACUUUCCUCAAUCUGGUACAGAGACUACAACGACCGGUGAAGCACCUUUCCAAGAUUUCUUCCGGAUUGUAGUUGACGAAUCACUUUUCUCAAAUACUGCCUCACCACAAAGACGAUAUUGGGGAUUCCAAGUAUUUGAAAGAUCACUUCCACUUUUACCAUCAACCUCCAUGCCAUUGAUAUUCACGCCCAACUUCAUGAGAUGUUGGAUGAACAACCUCUCAUCGUCAGAUAGAUAUCUUCAUAAAGCAGCUUUACAAAUCGCCAAAAAAGUACAAGAAGUAACCAAACAAAACUCACAAGUUGGAUUCACACUUCUUAGUCAAUUGGUAGGAAAACACGGUAGACAAGAUUUUGAUAAAGUCACUAAAACUAAGACUGUCGAAUCUAUCAUGGGAAGUUUGAAUAUCGAAGGUACAAGAGAAUACGUUAAAUACCUGGAAGAUAUCAUAGUGGGAGGUGGCGACAACCUUGAUAGUGCUAGAAUCGACGAGAGGAGAUUAUGGGCUCUCGAUCAGUUACUCGCCUUGUCCCGAAAUGGUUCCGUACCGAAAGAUGACGAAUGGAUCUCAUCUGUCAUCGACUUCUUGAUCGUCCACGGAUUCUUCCUCAUUCGAAAGGCGAAUAAGAAGAGCGCUAUCACUGCUCUACAUGCUAUACCUAAACCUGCUUUGUCAGAAACCACCGCAGCGGCUUGUCGAUCAAGGUUGAGUAGCUGUUUAGUAGAAUUGACCACUGCUUCUAUAUCUCAGCGAGCUUCUGACGAGUCCAAACCUGCUAGACAACAAGGCUGUGAUCUCAGCGGCAAACUUUGGCUUAGAAGAGCUCUCGAUACCAUUGCUACGUUGGAGAAAGACUCUAAGCACGUCGAGCUUACCACAGAAUCAGAUGAAGAGAUCGUUUCCAUCCGAAAAGAAGCUUUGAAAACUUUGUCUGCUCUGGAAGAUGUUAAAGAAGAUCAAAAGGAGGUCGCUAAAGGAGCCGAAAUAUUGUUGGCAUUCUUUGUUCUUCAAACCUAUGAUGAGGUUGAAGAUGCUUUAGACCUUCUUGAGGACGUCAACACUGCCGCUCAACGUCUGUUCAAUCUCCCUAUGUCUUCUGACGAAAUCGACGAUGAACACGCUCCCAUUGAUUCCCUUCUUGACGUCCUUAUCGCUCUUCUCGAUAAAGGUUCAAGCGAUCUUAGAAAUCUGGCCAAUUUGGUUUUUGCAAUGGUUUCGUCAGCAUUUACCGAAUCUAGCAUGAAGCUCUUGACAGCUCAACUCGAACAAACUGUGGCCGAUGCUGCUGCCGAAUCCGAGGCCGAAGACGAGGAAGAUGAUGAACAGGAUGAAGAGAGUUCUGACAAUGAUGACGAAUCAGCAGAAGAUGAUGAAGAAGAAUCCGAAGCCGAAGAUGACGACGAAGAUGAUCUACCGCCUGUUGAUCCAGCAUUCAGGCAAAGAGUAGCCGAAGCUCUCAAUGGCGCCGGUCUUGGUAUCGAUGACGAAGAGAAAGACGAUGAUGACGAGUCAAUUGCAGAGGUUUGGGAUGAUGACCAAAUGAUGAAGGUGGAUGAGCAAUUAGCAGAAGUCUUCAGACAACAAGCUGCUGGUACGAAGAAGACUGAUCUAAAACAUCUGCAAAUCGAGUCACUGCAUUUCAAGAACCGAAUUCUUGACUUCUUUGACGUUUACUCUAAGAAACAGUCAUCCAAUCCAUUGAUCUUAUCAGUCGUCAUUGGAUUAUUGAGAAUAGUUCGAGGAGGUGGAACAUCAGAAAACGAAUUAGCAAAUAAAGCAGCUGGUAUAAUCAGAUCAAGGUUUAAUAAACCAAAAGAAGUACCUUCGACCGCUGAUAUAACCAAAUCCAUUGAACUUUUGAAAGAAAUACACGAAAUGGCGAUCAAAGCCAGUUCAGCUGAAUUUUCCAAUUUAUGUUCAUCCUGUUCGUUAUUCGUAAUCAAGACUAUCGAUAAUUCAGGAGAUUCAGCAAUGAUUUUAGAAGUGUAUGGAAAUACAUUAAAAGAUUUCAUGACUAGGAAAUCAUCUUUAAUACAUCCAAAUUUCAUCCUAGAUUUCAUAAAACGAUUCCCAUCAAAAGCGUUUGGAUUAUACGAGAAUCUGACGGAAUUUGUCUUACCUGGAAAAGGUGUAAACUCAUACAGACAAGUUCAAGGUUACACAAUGCUUCAAAAUAUAACACAACAUUUACCAUUAAUUGUAAAGUCCAAAUCCGUCGAACAAGAUGAGAUUAAUAAAUUCGUCAAGAAGUCAAGUGAGAGUUUAUUUGUUCUAUUAGAGAGUAUAUCUGGAGAGAACGAUUUGAAUGGAUGGAACGCUCAGAAAUUGAAAGAUGUGAUCAAAUUCGCACUGGCUUUAGCUAGAACAUCUAAGAACCUUUCAAUUCAAUGGGAUAUCGAAAGAGUUGAAUCAGUAGGAAACGGAUUCAUGAAUGGUGAAAAGACAAAAGAGAUGAAAGGUGUUAUAAGUAUGUGGAAUCAAUUGAAGAGUAUAAUCGGAGCAGGUGAGACCAGCAGCAAGAAGAACGACAAGAAGAAGAAGAGGAAGAACGCGGAAGAGGUGGAAGGGGAAACAAUGGAUAUUGACGUUGAUGUUCAAGACGUCAAGGAGAAGAAGGAGAAGAAGGAGAAGGUGGAGAAGAAAGGCGAUGAUGAACAACCAAUUAAGAAGAAGAAAAAGACUAGUGGGGAGAAGAAAGUUGAUGGUGAUGAGGAAAAGAAAAAGAAGAAGGUGAAGAAAACUUCGACGUAA